CCCAUUUAUCAAGUCUAGUUACCGUCCGAGUAGAGAGGAGCGGGGAAAAAAGCCCAGUUUACCAGGGCUUUCUAUACGGCGCCUGGAUAGGCAAAUGUUUCACCUGCUUGGCCAAUUAGCUUCCUCUCCCAGAAAGACUAGUUCAACAGGUUUCCUUUUUCUCUUCCUCUCCCCUCCCGGGUUGGGGAAAGAGGCUGUCAUUUCGCUUCGACCCUCCUCUUCCCUCCCUCGCGGCUCUGCCCCGCUCGCUUUCGGACCAAUCGCGCCGGCUCGAACGUGUCCAGGUUGGCGGCCCGCGGCGCGGGCGGCCCGGAUGCGCCGAGCCCCCAGGGCGCAGGGGAGGGCGCGGCGGGCGGGCUGGGCCUGCGCCCCGGACGGUGGGAGCCGGGGGAGCGGGAGGAGGAGGCUGUCUGCGCGCCCGGGUCUGAAGGUGCCCUCCGGACGCUGCCCUGAUGACUGAACUACAGCAAGAUGUGGACGACGCAAAGUCUGCCAAAGUGCUCGGCAAGAGAGAGAGCAGAGUUGGCUCAGCCCACUCAGAGGCUGAGAAUGGUGUGGAGGAGAAAAAGAAGGUCUGCAGGUCGCCAACAGCCCAGUCCCCUGCUCCGACCAGUGAGGCCGAGUCCCAAGACCAGAAGAGAAUCAUUUCCCUGCGGUCGAAAUCCAGUUUUGACGGUGUCUCUUUAGUAAGUGAGAAGAACGACUGUAAAACUGAAAGCAAAAAUGACUCUAAGAUUGAAAGGAAAAAGUCCUCAUCUUCCAGCCAGGACAAGGCAAACAUGCACUUCCACAAGUUGUUUCUGGAUGUCCCCACCGAGGAACCCCUGAGGCAAAGUUUUACCUGUGCUCUACAGAAAGAAAUAUUAUACCAAGGGAAGCUCUUUGUAUCUGAAAACUGGAUUUGUUUUCAUUCCAAGGUCUUUGGGAAAGACACUAAGAUCUCUAUUCCGGCUUUCUCAGUAACCCUUAUAAAGAAAACCAAAACUGCCCUUCUGGUGCCAAAUGCUCUGAUUAUAGCGACGGUCACAGACAGGUACAUAUUUGUCUCCUUGCUCUCCAGAGAUUCAACUUACAAACUACUAAAAUCUGUCUGUGGACACUUAGAAAACACAAGUAUUGGCAACAGUCCCAAUCCGUCUCCUCUUGAAAACAGUUUCCGGGCAGACCGCCCUUCAUCUCUGCCUCUGGAUUUCAACGAUGAAUUCUCAGAUCUGGAUGGAGUGGUUCGGCAAAGAAGGCAAGACAUGGAAGGAUACAGCAGUUCUGGAUCUCAGACCCCUGAAUCUGAGAACUCGCGAGAUUUCCAUGUGACAGAAUCCCAGACAGUUCUGAAUGUCUCCAAGGGAGAAGCAAAACCAACUCGGGCAGAUGCCCUCGUGAACAGAGUACCUGAAGGAAAAGCCAAGAGCCUCCCUGCACAUGGUCAGCCAGAAACCAUUGGAAUCGUACACAGAGUUAAGUCUCAGAAAUGUCCAACUCUCCACCAUAUUCUUAUAUUCUAUGCAGUUGUUGUCUGUGCACUAAUCAUCUCGACCUUCUACAUGAGAUACAGAAUUAAUACUCUGGAGGAGCGGCUGGGCUCACUCACCUCCAUUGUGGACACUCAUCAGACUGAACAGACAGCACCAUCCGGCCUGGGGUCACAAGUACAGCUGAAUGUGGAGGUCCUCUGCCAAGAGCUCACAGCUAACAUAAUGAGAUUAGAAAAGAUACAAAACAACUUACAAAAGCUGCUUGAGAAUGGGGACUGACCGGCCAGACUGCUUGGGCUAAUGGAAUACCUCGCACUUCCCUUUCAAGUAGGUGCUCCCCGAGGUGUUCUGGUGGAGCACUCCCUGCCGGCCAGAGGAGCGAGCGGACAGGCAACCCCAGCCAUGCUUGCCCCUGGAGGUCUCUGGCUCAGGAAAGGGGGAAAGGGGGACAAUUUUGGUUCCUGUGCAAUAAAAGUGGACCUUGACUCUCUGAGGACGUUUUCAGUAUUGCUGCCUGAAGAAAACAGACCCAUCUCUGGAGGUCUCAGGAAGGGCCCAGUGGUCACUCUUGGAUGAGUGUGGUUCAGUGGGUUAUUGUGACUGUGUCACCAAACACACUCCACUCCGUGCCUUUUAAGUCCUACCCACGUUCCUCUUCUCCCCGUAUAGCCCGCUUAACCAGCCUUCAAACUAAAGGAUAUAUCAUGUGCCAACAAACUUGAUAUGGUCCUUGAAAGAGUUUGCCAUGACUUGCCAAAAAAGUGAAGGAAAAAAAAAAGCUCUAAUGGAUAGAUUUGAUUCAAAUAAAUAACAUUUUUAGUUUUGGGGUCUUUUUCCUUCUGCUGUUAUGUUCUGGUUUAAGUCACCUUGUAUCUUGUCAGUUGAAUAUUGGCAAAAAUAUCAAGCAAAGCAGAUUAAACUAUCCCGUUUUAUGUUUUGUUCCUCUAACUAAUACUUAAUAGGACUGAUUCUCCCCAGAUCACGAAUCUGUGAGACAUGAGACUAAAGCACUAAAUUAAACUUACUUUGAAACCAGAACUAAUCUUUAAAACAAAAAGUAUAAUACUGAUUUGAAACCAGAUGAAAAACAUUGAAUUUUUAAGAAUGUACGUGGACUAUGUUCAUUUCGGAACAGGAUGUCCGUAAUUAAUGCUGAAACCCAGUGCAGCAUGAUGAUAGCAUGUUUUUCUCUUUUGCUGACUAAAAUAUGUAACUGGUGGUUUGCUAACUUCUAUUUACCAUGUGGGUUGGCUGGUUUUUAUUAAUAAUUAUUUAGGUACCCUAAGAUCUGUAAUAUAAAAGAUAUUCCGUUUAUCUACAAUGCAUUUUAUAAUCAUUUCUAUGAAAUGUAUUUUGUUUAAUCAGAUAAACUAACAAGUGAAUUGGCUACAUCAUUUGUAUUUGCUAGCCUGCUGCACAAGAACUGUGCCUGGUGCACCCCUGGCUUUUAAUAAAUGCUCAUUGGCUAAAAUGCCCAGCCAA
Molecule: messenger RNA, 2954 nt
Organism: Vicugna pacos (alpaca)
Lineage: Eukaryota; Metazoa; Chordata; Mammalia; Artiodactyla; Camelidae
Gene: GRAMD2B
Product: GRAM domain containing 2B
Cellular component (GO): cytoplasmic microtubule
Source: RefSeq, a predicted model, not a curated record